AUGUACAUCAACUGGGUUCAUCACUAUGUCCCCAAGAUUUCGUUCGUGCUGUCUCUCAUCGCUAACCCUCUGUUCAUCUAUUUGGUGAUAACCUGUAAAAAAACCCUUUUUGGGAGCUAUCGAUAUUUAUUGUCCUUUUUUGCAACGUUCAACUUGUUGGCCUCGUUUUCGGAUUUGGCGACUCCAGUGUGUGUAUUCAACUAUCGCUAUGUGUUUGUAACUUUUGUGGCGGAUGGUCCUUUUUCUUGGAAAUCAAAAUAUGGAGAACAACUUCUAUACUAUCGAUGUGGAAUCGUUUCUGGAACCUAUGGGAUUCUGAAUGUUCAUUUUGUGUUUAGAUACCUGACUCUAAAAAGAAACGCUUUCGUUAACAAACAUUUUAUGCCUUACGGGUUGAUUCUAGCAAUCAUGUAUGUUGCCGCUCACAUUGCUAUUUGGGCGGCGGUCACGGGUCUUUGUCUCCACUCGGCUCAAGAGAUGCGUGAUUACAUCCGAGAACCAUUCAAAGCGCUUCAUAAUGAGAGUUUUGAUGAUAUCACAUUCGUGGCCGGCUUGUUUUCAGAAACCACCGCCGAGAUAGCUGAGAGAUCAUGGACCGGAAUAGUAUUGUUGACAGUUAUAGCGAGUUACUCUAUUGUUUUGUAUAUUGUCCUGGGAUAUAAAAUCGUCACCGGUAUAAACACUAAAUCAUCAACGAUGAGUAAGCAGACGGCUCAAAUGCAAAAGCAAUUAUUCAAAGCGUUGACAAUCCAGACGAUCAUUCCAAUUUGUGUCAGUUUUAUGCCAUGCUCAUUGAGCUUUUAUGGAGCAGCGCUGAGGAUUGAUUUUGUGAAUUGGGUCUACUGGGGCGCCGCUGUGGCUGUUUCAUUUUUUCCAUUUCUGGAUCCGGUAGCAGUCACCCUUUUUCUACCAACUCUUCGAAAGAGGCUUAUUUCAUUUGGUCAUGUUGAUAAUUCCGUUCAUCAACACUACUCGGAUACUUCUGUAGGACAUUAA
Molecule: messenger RNA, 996 nt
Organism: Caenorhabditis briggsae
Lineage: Eukaryota; Metazoa; Nematoda; Chromadorea; Rhabditida; Rhabditidae
Exons: 8
Coding region: 1-996 (331 amino acids)
Source: RefSeq, a predicted model, not a curated record